Messenger RNA from Penicillium taxi, 807 nucleotides. Its product is annotated as hemerythrin domain-containing protein. The coding region runs from base 1 to 807 and encodes 268 amino acids. The record is from RefSeq and is a predicted model, not a curated record. Lineage: Eukaryota; Fungi; Ascomycota; Eurotiomycetes; Eurotiales; Aspergillaceae. The transcript has 2 exons.
AUGGCUUCGACAGCUCCCACCAAGCAGUGGGCCGAUGGGCCUUGCAAGCUUAUUGUCACUCCCCAGUAUGAGACCAAGAAGACCGACCUCUUCACAACUGGUGCAACACAUAUGGCCCUACUUCACAACUCCAUUCUCCGUGGCUUCAACACUGUUUACCUCCAGGCUCCCCACGUUCAAGAUGCCGACAAGGAUGCCUUUAUUGGAUACUCCCAGACAUGGUUCCGCUUUGUAAAGUCCCACCACGAUGAUGAGGAAGAGAACCUCUUCCCCAAGGUCCAAGACCUCCUCGGCGGAGACGAGGGUCUCUGGAAAGAGACACUAGACGAGCAUGAGUCAUUCAUCGCCGGCUUGACCGAGUUCAACACUUACCUCUCUGCUCUCCCCUCCCCAUCUGAAUUCUCAUCUACAGAGCUCAUCCGAAUCAUGGACUCCUUCAAAGACAACUUCGAGAACCACUUCCACCGUGAAAUCUCUCACAUAGCCGCCUUUGCAGACCACCCUAAAGCCCCAGUCCCUGACACGCCCGAACAUGCUGAAGCCGCCCUAACAUUCAAGACAUGGGGCAAGAAGACCGUGUCCAAGGCCGGCGUGCUAGAUGUCGUGCCCUUCUUCCUUCUGAACCUGGACCGUACGUACGAAGAAGGCACGUGGGCUAACUGGCCUCCCAUGCCGGCUCCUAUCAAGUGGGGUCUUACCAACAUUGCCGGAUCCUGGUAUGGCUCUUGGUGGAAGUUCUCUAGCUGUGACUCCCAGGGCCAGCCACAAGAGCUUUAUGCUCUGCGAUCUGUCAAGUCUGAGCUGUAG